Molecule: messenger RNA, 1399 nt
Organism: Pelmatolapia mariae (spotted tilapia)
Lineage: Eukaryota; Metazoa; Chordata; Actinopteri; Cichliformes; Cichlidae
Gene: mtx1a
Product: metaxin 1a
Exons: 8
Coding region: 26-1003 (325 amino acids)
Biological process (GO): mitochondrion organization
Cellular component (GO): cytoplasm; SAM complex
Source: RefSeq, a predicted model, not a curated record
UGAGAGGUCACCAUCCGGGGUGAAGAUGGCGGCGCCCGAUGAGUUGUUUUGCUGGGAAGGAGACUGGGGUUUGCCGUCGGUCAGUACCGACUGCCUGGUGGUUCUGGCCUACGCCCAGUUUGCUGGAGCUCCUCUCAAACUUCGAAAGAUCUCCAACCCCUGGAGGAGUCCCAGCGGUUCUCUUCCUGCUCUGAGGACCAAUCAGAAAGAAACUCUGUCCCGACCCUCUGACAUCAUCAUCCACCUCAGAAAACAGAAGUUCAAUGCAGACUACGACCUGUCGGCCAAGGAAGGCGCCGACAGCCUGGCCUUCAUCUCUCUGAUGGAGGAAAAACUCAUGCCGGCUCUGAUUUACGCCUUCUGGAUCGAGCCGAAGAACUACGUGGACGUGACUCGGCGCUGGUACGCCGAGCACAUGCCGUUCCCCCUGAACUUCUUCCUGCCGGGACGAAUGCAGCGGCAGCAGCUGGAGAAACUGCGACUGCUGCGAGGAGACGAGAGGCUGGAGGCCGGAGAGGAGCUGGAGAAGGAGUUGUACCGAGAUGCUGCCGAGUGCAUGAACCUGCUGUCCCAGCGACUCGGCUCUCACAAAUUCUUCUUUGGAGACUCGCCUUCCUCUCUCGAUGCCUAUGUGUUUGGUCACUUGGCGCCCAUCCUGAAGUGCAAACUGCCCAAUGGGAAACUACAACAGCAUCUGAAGUCUCUCGACAACAUGACCAACUUCUGCACCAACAUCCUGCAGCUCUACUUCCCCAAAGACGGCCGAGAGAGCUUCAGUCAGAAGACUUCCCCCCACUCUGAAGGCGGAGACUUCGACCACGUUCCCAACAAGCGGAGGAAGCAGUUCCUGUCUGCUCUGGUGGCUCUGGGCGCCAUGCUGAGCUACGCCCUCCUGACAGGCAUGGUGUCAAUCCAGCACGCCCAUCACGAGGCGCUGGAGGAGCCGCCGGACCUGCAGGAUAUCGGCUCCCAUCACGACCACGAGGACGAAGGAGACGGCUGAGGACGACGGGCAGAGGCCGCCGUGGGACUUCAUGGACAGCAGUGAAAAUGUUCAGGAUAAGAUCCAGGUGCAGUUAGACAAAGUUUGGGUCCAUCUGACCAAACAGGAAGAGUCAGUGUGAAGUUUAUCAAAUGAAAAAUUAAUUUAUCGACACAAACGAGCCUCUGUGGACAGGAAGUGGAGUUUGGUGCUGGUGUAUGUACAGAAAUGAAUUAAAGGAAAAGUGGAGUCACAUGGUUUUCUUUAGUUUUCAUAUGUUCUAUUUUUAACAUAAUAUGAAGCAUAAGGAGAAGAAAGGUUGACAGCGUUCAUUACUGAUGCAUCUUUGUUCUGAACAUGUUUAAUUAUCACGUGACAACAACAAAAGAGAAUAAAGCUUUAAAUGCAGACAGAUGG